AUCGAUUAUUCUUAUAGAAUAAUACGUACUUUACGAGAGUAUUUAUGGAUAUUUUUUCACUCUUAAACUUUAGAGUUUAACAUUAUACAUUUGUUAUAAACAAAAUAAAAUCGUUGAUAAAGCCAGUAGGAAACGAAAAUACCUAUCAACAAUCUCUCCUUGAACGACUUAUGAUAAACUGGCACUGUUUAAGCAAUACCUAUAUGUUGAACAUAAUAUACAAAAGUAUACAUCUAUGUAACAAUAACAUAAAAUAAACUAGCUAUAAAUGGACGAGGUAUGGGAAGACUUAUCCAAUAUUCCAGCAGAUCCACCAGAGAUGCGAGAAUUAUGUAAAGAUUGCAAGAGGCCAGCAGUCGUUUGUUGGUGUUCAGGCUUACCCCCUGAAAGGUUAAAACCACAAAGUACUAUAAUUCUGCUCCAACACCCUGCUGAAGAGAAGAGAUGUCUACGCACUGCUCCCAUGCUUCAGCUGGGUCUAGCAGAUAACAAGUGCCUUAUUUACAAAGGAAAGAAAUUUCCUCAGCCUCGACACGAAGCAUUGGAAAAUAUUCUAAAUCAACCUAAUACAGUGCUAUUGUACCCUAGUAAAACUGCCAUAGAUAUAAGAGCCUUAGAAAGCAACAAUGAAUCUUAUAAUAUUGUACUUAUAGAUGGUACAUGGCCACAAGCUAAAGCAAUUUAUGCAUCAAGUCCUAUUUUACACAAGAUAAAGCAAGUGAAGUUAAUUACCAGUAGUACAAGUAGUUACAUCAUAAGGACACAACCUACUGAAGGAUGUUUAAGCACUUUAGAAACUGCUGCAGAGGCUUUGUCACAACUAGAGAAUGAUCCAAAAUAUAGAGAGCAACUUGUACAACCAUUGCAUGUAUUGUGCCAGUACCAGUUGGAUAACGGUGCAGUCACUCAUCAGUCUAAAGAAUUUUUAAUAAAAACUAAAACAUAUCCCAAAUUGAUUGGAAAAAGACUUUCAAAGUUGUUGCAGUCUACAAAUGAUUGUAUUCUCAAAGAAACAAUGAAUAAACAUUGA
Molecule: messenger RNA, 1030 nt
Organism: Hyposmocoma kahamanoa
Lineage: Eukaryota; Metazoa; Arthropoda; Insecta; Lepidoptera; Cosmopterigidae
Gene: Dtwd2
Product: DTW domain-containing protein 2
Exons: 2
Coding region: 269-1030 (253 amino acids)
Source: RefSeq, a predicted model, not a curated record